Molecule: messenger RNA, 2677 nt
Organism: Sardina pilchardus (European sardine)
Lineage: Eukaryota; Metazoa; Chordata; Actinopteri; Clupeiformes; Clupeidae
Product: ensconsin-like
Exons: 15
Coding region: 34-1956 (640 amino acids)
Biological process (GO): microtubule cytoskeleton organization
Cellular component (GO): microtubule cytoskeleton
Source: RefSeq, a predicted model, not a curated record
UGAGGAGCGGGCACGGCCGUUUGUGCAUCCACCAUGCCAGCGUCCUGUGCCAGCCUGCCAGCAACCAUGAAGCGGAGCGUUUGUUCCCCCGAUCUCUCCCUCAUCAAGGAUGAGAAAGAAGAGGGGAUUGCCGAAAAAGACAAGAAGAGGAGAGGAUCUGGGGUGGAUUCAAAGCCAAAACCAGCGAGAAAAAGAGUUGAACCACCACAACCACAAAUUCAGAACAAGGCCAGAGAUGCAGCAGAACAUGCUCAGAAGGUCGAUGAGAGACUGCGUCUGGCUCGAGAGCGCAGGGAGCAACAGCAGAAGCAGCUUGCCUCACGGGAGCAGGGGUGGCUGGCCAGGGAGGAGCGUGCCAAACGCCACUAUGAGAAGCACCUGGAGGAGCGCCGGCGGAAGCUGGAGGAGCAGCGGGUGAAGGAGGAGAGGAGGAGGAUGGCUGUAGAGGAGAAGAGGAGGCAGAGGCUCAAUGAGGAGAGGGAGCGCUACGAACAGGUGGUGAAGAGGACCAUGGAGAAGAGCCAAAAGGCUAAGCAAAGACUCAGCCAGCUCUCCAGACGGGCAAAGCUCAAUGCCAACAAGGCUCCCCGCUGUCGGCCUCUGACUGAGUGGGAAAAGGACCUGGUCAGGCGGCUGCAGACCCCCACCAUUGCCCAGCUGGCGCGCAGCAGGAGUGUGGGCGCGUCAGAAGCAGACGCAGUUCUUCAUUGUUGUCGUCGUUCAGCCUCAUGUCACCAGGUGCGCUCCAGCUCUGCUCAUAAGGUGGAGUCAUCUGACGCCAGCACCCUCCGCAAAACACCAGCAAUUAAACCCCAUAACGUUACACAUCGUAAAAGCACAAAGCCAGAACAGUGCAAACAGAAAUCAGUGAGCCCGGUUCAGAAGAGAAAUUCCCCGAAGACUCCGAAGACUCCGAAGACUCAGAUUCAGGCUGUCUCAUCAGUGAGACCGAGUCCACCCCCAGAUCCCCCACCUGACAGGCCUGUUAUCCGUGCGGUGAGCAGACGCCCUGCUCCACAGCUGGAGGGGCUUCUUCCACCUCUCCCAGAGGAGGAGCCAGACCCUGGACCCCAGUGGGACACACCACCACAGGACGGGGUCUCAUUUGGUGGAGACAUGGUGGAUGGGGGCCCACAGCAACAGCGGAUGGAAGAGAGCCGUCUAGAUACGCCACCUCCGAGCCCAAACAAGUAUCCAGCACCACCUGUCCAACCCGGUUGUGGCAGCCAAAGUGUCCAGCCUCCUCCAGCAGCCUCGUCCAACUGCAGCCGGUCGUCAGCGGGCACCACUGAUCCAGAGGAGGCCUCGCGGAUGCUGGCAGAGAAGCGCAGACAGGCCCGGGAGCAGAGGGAGGAGAAGAGGAGGGAGCAGUUUGAGAGGCAGGCACUGGAGGAGUUGGCACGUAGGCAGGCAGAGGAGAACGCACGCCUACAGGCUGAAGCCCACCUGCGAUUGGAGGAGGAGAGAAAGAGGGAGGAGGAGGAGCAGAAACAGAUGGAGGAGAAGAAACGGAGGGAGGAGGAGCAGAAACAGAUUGAGGAGGAAAAUGCCCGCAGGCUACAGAGACAAAGGGAGGAGGAGGAGGCCCGUCAGAAGGAGAUGGAGAUGAAGCGGCAACGAGACCAGCAUUUCCAAAAGGAAGAGGAAGCGCGCCAGGAGAGGAAAAAGCGUCUGGAGGAGAUCAUGAAGAGAACAAGGAAAGCCGACUCUUCUGAGAGGAAACCUGCACCUGCCAGCACCGCUGUGAUAGAACCGCAGCCUAAAGAGAACACGGAACCCAUGGGGAACCACAGAGAGGACGUGAUCCUGCUGUCUGGCCCGAGCCAGCCCAACAAACUGGACUUGGAUCCCAGAGAGGACGUGGUUCCGUCGGUGACCUUCAAAGAGCGACGUUCCCUGCGCACCCUCACAGGGUUGGACCACAUACAGUCUCAGCAGAGAGCUGAGGUCAUCUGAGCACUAAACACCUGGACUUGAAGAGGUCUAAGAAAACCUUUCACAUUUCCACCAAGGCUGAUGCAGAUAGCAUAAGACCUGCACUUGAAGAGAGCACUUAAGAGAUAUUUCUCCAAUAUCACUUGACAGACCUUCUGGUCAGCUUUAGAGUACUAACGUUAGUUUGGUCCUCUUGGUGGACACAACUGCCAUUCACAGUAUUUUCCGUAGAGGCCUAGAUGAUAGAUUGCUUUAUAAGAUAUCCUUUCUACAUUUAUCAUGUUAUUAUAAUUAUGUAAUAUGUGCUUGAAGCUGUUGUGUGUCGCCGUUCAGGAUUUUACUUGCAAUGCUGCUACUUCUGCCUUAUCAGAACUAGAAGUUUUGAGUUAUUUUCUUCCUCAGUGCUGGCUUAAGCUUUAUCCAUGAACCUCACUCACUUUAAGUGAGACUCCUGUCACGUGUUGCUGCUGAAUCAUCUCAGUCACCAAUGAGAGAUAUUUCUCCCCAAUCUGUCACCAAAUAUAGUCUCUGUAUCACUGACUGUUGUACUUGAUAAGUAGGAACUUUCCUGGCAGUCCCUUAAGUUAUCACUGAGCUACCUUCCCAACAACACGUGCCGUGAGUUUAGUUUAUGCAAGACUAUCUAGUAUCCUAUAAGGACAUUGAUAUAAUAAUGAUAUGGUAUGUAUACUGUUAUGGAAAAUCUUUUAUGAAACUGAAUAAAAACUCUUCAAAACUGAAA